Eurypyga helias (sunbittern) is the source of this 1937-nucleotide messenger RNA. It is a transcript of the gene CAPN14, whose product is annotated as calpain 14. Gene Ontology annotation, molecular function: calcium ion binding; calcium-dependent cysteine-type endopeptidase activity. Gene Ontology annotation, cellular component: cytoplasm. NCBI's taxonomy places the organism in Eukaryota, Metazoa, Chordata, Aves, Eurypygiformes, Eurypygidae. The annotation marks the transcript as partial. The record is from RefSeq and is a predicted model, not a curated record. Gene Ontology annotation, biological process: proteolysis. The transcript has 22 exons.
CCGUGAAGGUCAAUGGCUCUAAAAAGCAGAACUACCAGGCCUUGCUGGAGACGUGCUUGAAGGACAAAUGCCUGUUCACAGAUGACCACUUCCCUGCCCACAUCAGCUCUAUUGGAACGGGACCACUGCUAAGGAAACUACCCCAAAAUUUACAGUGGAAGAGGCCACAUGCUUUGCACAGAAGUCCAGUAUUUUAUGCUGCAAACAGAAAGCAACUUGAUCUCUGCCAAGGAUUGGUGGAGAACUGCUGGUUCCUGGCGGCCCUGGAGGCCCUGACAUUCCACCAGGACAUCUUGGCUGCCGUCGUGCCACAAAACCAGAGCUUUGAGAGGAAAUAUGCUGGCAUUUUCCACUUCCGGUUCUGGCACUUCGGUGAAUGGGUUGACGUGGUGGUUGAUGAUCGCCUGCCGGUGAACGAGGCGGGGGAGCUGGUUUUUGUUUCCUCAGUCUAUAAGAACGUGUUCUGGGGAGCCCUUCUGGAGAAGGCAUACGCUAAACUGUACGGCUCCUAUGAAGAUCUGCAGAUUGGUCAAGUUUCAGAAGCCUUGGUGGAUUUUACAGGGGGUGUUAAUAUAAGAAUCAAGCUUGCAGAAGCUCCUCCUGAUCUGUGGGAUAUCCUGACAAGAGCAACCUACAGCAGAUCUCUCAUGGGCUGUCAGACGCACUUGGGGGCAACAAAGGUCCUGAAGAAUGGGCUUGUUGCUGGCCAUGCCUACACAGUAACGGGUAUUAGAAAGGUGACGUGUCAAUAUGGACCAGAAAACCUAGUAAGACUGAGAAAUCCAUGGGGAAAAAUAGAAUGGAAAGGAGACUGGAGUGACAGCUCUUGCAAGUGGGAGCUACUGAGCCCGAAGGAGAAGAUUUUGCUGAGGAAAAAGAAGGAGGAUGGAGAAUUCUGGAUGUCUCUGCGAGACUUUAAGAUUCAUUUUGUAGAUCUGAUGAUCUGUAAAUUAACUCCAGACCUGAUGAGCCAGGAAGAUGGGAAGAAGUGGAUGUACUCCCUGAAGAGUGGGAGAUGGGUUAAAGGAAGUACAGCGGGAGGAAGUCUGGGAUUCUGUAAUGGCACCUUUUGGAUGAACCCUCAGUACUGGCUGAAUGUUUUACCAGUCGAAGACAGUAAGAAAAGCCUCAGUUCCUGUAAUGUGGUUAUAUCCCUGAUGCAGAAACACAGCAGCAAACACCGGAACUGUGCUCCGCACCUCUUCAUUGGAUUUUCUCUCUACAAGGUCAACCUGUAUCAGGAAAGCAACAGAAAGCUGCCCCCAGCUUUCUUCACCCACCAUCAACCUGUGAACAAGCACCAGUGCUUCCUUGAUGAGCGGGAAGUGACUCACGACUUCCACCUGGAACCUGGUGUCUAUGUGAUUGUCCCAUCCACCCUGGAGCCUCAGCAGGAGUCUGAAUUCAUCCUGCGGGUCUUCUCCAGGAAGCAUGUUCUUCGGGAAAUGGGUGGGAACACCAGUUUCACCCUCUCUAAGGAAAUUGUUGAUCGGUAUGAAGGCAAGAUCUGGGAGGAUUUCUUCACAAAGCAUUUUGAACAGAAUCCUGAAAUAAAUGCUGUUCAGCUUCAGAGGAUCCUGAAUAAUAUAACUUGGAGAAAUUUCCAGAGUUUUCGCCUAAGCUUCAGUCUGGAUGCCUGCCAGGGUAUCUUGGCGCUCCUGGAUCUGAAUGCCUCUGGCACACUGAGUAUCCAGGAAUUCAGAGUUCUGUGGAAAAGGCUGCUUUUCUAUCUGCUGGGCAUUUCGCUCAGCAAUGAAGUCUGUAAUCUGAUGGCAAUCAGAUACGGUGACCCUGACUUGAAGAUCAGCUUUGAGAGCUUUGUGUGCUUCAUGCUUCGAGUGGAGAUCAUGGGAGAGGCCUUCCGCAACUUAACGCAAGAUGGCAAAGGGAUCUAUCUCCGGGAAUCUGAGUGGAUGAUGAUGACGUUGUACUCCUGA